Molecule: messenger RNA, 3366 nt
Organism: Belonocnema kinseyi
Lineage: Eukaryota; Metazoa; Arthropoda; Insecta; Hymenoptera; Cynipidae
Product: ATP-dependent DNA/RNA helicase DHX36
Exons: 15
Coding region: 261-3176 (971 amino acids)
Cellular component (GO): cytoplasm; intracellular anatomical structure; nucleus
Molecular function (GO): ATP binding; DNA helicase activity; G-quadruplex RNA binding
Source: RefSeq, a predicted model, not a curated record
UUUUAGCGCACGCCUGUUUAUAAGGUGCAUUUUGACCAACUCAAAAAACGACUUUAUAUCAAAUGUGAUCUAGAAAUUAGGUUUCAGAGAACUAUGACUGAAAAUUAAAAAAUGUUUGUUUUUUCAAUUGGAUAAAAACAUAUUAUUUAUUAUAUGUAUGCAUUUUUAUAUUCAUUUCGAUUAAUAUAUAAUUUCAAAUCAAUAGUUAAAAUCAACGUGUUAUCGCCAAACAGCUGUGAUACCGCGAUUGGAUUUUCAAGAUGUCAAAUUACAAUGGGAAAUUCCGUCACGGAACAUCUCGGGGAAGAGGGCGUGGUGGUGGAGGUGGCCACCCUCCUGGCUUGAAGGGCAAAGAAAUUGGUCUCUACUACAGAGACAAGGCCAAGCUCAACAAGAGUCGUAGAAAUGAAGUCAAUACAAACACAGUUAGAUUGAAUAUUGACAUAGAACGACGAAUCAGAUCUCUAAUUGAUUUUCAAUCCAGCGAUUACACGAGGCAAUCGGCGGCUCGAGCAAACUCUUCAGCCACAGAUCAGAGUUUUGACAGCGCGUACAACAAUAUUACCGAUUCCCACUUUAAACAAAAGUUUUUGAGGAUCUUGUCCGGGAACAUGCAGGCGAAUUUAGUCAACUCCAUACGCACCAUGUCGAAGUGGAAAAGAAAUGAAUUGUUAGAUGAAAACUUGGUACAGGAGCGUUCAAAAAUGUUGACGUCGCAGCAAUAUAUUAGUAUGUUGAAUUUUCGCGCCAAGCUACCGGCUUUCAAUAAACGAGAAGAAAUUUUGGACCUUUUAGAGCGGCAUCAAGUCAUCGUUAUUAGUGGUGAAACAGGCUGUGGAAAAACAACACAAGUGCCACAAUUUAUACUUGACAAUGAGAUCGAGCAGAGGAAUGGCAGUAUCACAAAAAUUGUGUGCACCCAACCGAGGAGAAUAUCGGCGAUAUCCGUCGCUGAAAGAGUCGCCGCAGAAAGAGGCGAGAGCGUUGGACACUCGGUGGGAUAUCAAAUUAGGCUUGAAAGGGUACAGAGUCGAUCACAAGGAUGCAUCCUGUUUUGUACGACUGGGAUGCUGUUGCAGUUUAUGCAAAAGGAUCCAGCUCUAACAGACGUUUCGCACAUAGUUCUGGAUGAGAUUCAUGAACGAAAUACUGAAAGUGACUUCAUCAUUUCCCUGUUGAAGAAAGUUAUUCCAAAGAGACCAGAUUUAAAAGUUAUUCUGAUGAGUGCAACACUGAACUCUGAACAGUUCUCUAGAUAUUACGACAACUGUCCAACAAUUCAUAUUCCGGGAUUCACGUACCCCGUUCAGGAAUUUUACUUGGAAGAUGUUUUAUCACUUACGAGAUUUCGCUUUCCUAUGGAUACUAAAAAUAACGAUCGAAGACUUCAUUACAAGAAGUAUAUAAAAAAGCAUAGGCAUCAAGCGGAAGAAAGUCAAUCCAAUCACUCAGUCUUCAUAGAGCCAUAUUUACGUCACCUUGAAUCUCAGGGUAAGUAUGCACAAUUUGUACUGAACGAAUUGCGUAAUCCGAAAAGUGAAGAAUUAUCGCUGGAGCUUGUAGAAGAAUUAGUUAGAUAUAUAUGUACGUCAAAAGACGCUGGAGCUAUACUUGUAUUUCUUCCUGGUUUAAUGGAUAUUACGAAACUUAAUAAGAUGAUGCUAGAAAGUGGACGAUAUCCAAGAGAUAGAUAUGUCAUAUAUCCAUUGCACUCGCGAAUGCCAACGGUUGAUCAAAAAUUAAUAUUCGAGAUACCUGCACAUGGAGUACGUAAAAUAAUUAUAUCAACCUCGAUAGCUGAAACUUCAAUAACAAUAGAAGAUGUCGUAUACGUCAUCGACUGUGGAAAAACCAAACUUUCUAGGUUUGAUUUAGAAAAUAACGUUCAGACAUUGUUGCCUGAAUGGAUAACAGUGGCAAACGCGCAACAGAGACGAGGACGAGCUGGAAGAGUGAAGCCUGGUAUAUGCUAUCAUCUCUACACAAAAGCAUGUGAACAUAUGUUCGAUCAUUAUCCAUUGCCUGAAAUGUUACGCUCACGUCUGGAUGAAGUGAUCCUACAAAUCAAGAUAUUGCAGUUGGGAAAAGCAGAUCCUUUUCUUGCCAGUGUCAUGGAUCCUCCUGAUCCCAAGGCUAUAGAGUUAUCUCUCGAUUUAUUAAGAAAACUCAAUGCACUUGAUAUGAAUGAAAAUUUGACUCCCCUUGGAUAUCAUUUGGCACAACUACCCUUGGAUCCUAGAACUGGAAAGAUGAUUAUAUGGGCUGCGCUUUUCUCUUGCAUUGAACCCGUCUUUGCUAUUGCGGCCAGUCUCUCCUUCAAAGAUGCGUUUUACUGCCCUCUUGACAGGGAGGAUGAAGCACGAAGAAAAAAGCUUGAGUUAGGAAUGGGUCAAUUCAGUGAUCAUCUCGCUCUUGCAGAAGCUCUUAGACGUUUUGAACACAGCAGUUUUCGCAAUAAGCAUCAAACUGCAUCGUUUUGCAGAGAAUACUUUUUAUCUUGGAACACACUUCGACUCCUGUCUGAUAUGAAGAGUCAGUUUGCUCGUAAUUUGUGUGAAAUGAAGUUUCUGCAAAACGAUAAUCCAAGUGAUAUGAACGCAAAUAGGAAUUCGAAUAAUUUGUCACUAAUCAAGGCUAUUGUGUGUGCAGGAUUAUAUCCGAAUAUUGCAGUUGUCAGGGGUAUUACCAAGCAUAAUAUAUUGGUAUACACACCAGAGGACGGACGAGUAAAAAUACACCCAUCAAGUAUAAAUGAAAAGAUUAGAUCUUUACCAAGUCCUUACUUGAUUUAUUUUCUGAAAAAACGAUCAACAGCAAUUUACUUACAUGAUACCACGUCUGUCAGUCCGUGGGCUCUACUCUUUACUAAUCCAAACAGAUUUGCAGGGGAAAGAGAAGGAAAGAGUAUCAUUACACUGUCAGAUUCUCUGAGUUUUUACUGUGAACCAACUACCGCUCAGAUCAUUCAAAGAUUACGUGAUAAAUUGGAUGCUAUUUUAGAACACAAAAUAACCCAUCCUGGCAGUGUUAACUGGGAUAGCCAAGAAGGGCGAAUUUUAACGGCUAUUAUACAGCUUUUAUCUCAGGGAGACCAAGAAAUGGGAUUGGAGUCUGGAAUGUAUCACGUUCUCGGAGAAUAUGACGGGGUUGACUAUUGCAAUUCCGAUCAAGACUAAUUAUUUAAUAGGAAUCAGAUAUCUACAGUUUUGUAAUAAUACUAAUAAAAUAACAAUGAUGUAUUAUAUGUGGAUGAUGUAGAUGUGUGUGUAGAUGCACGAAUGUAAUAAUAUGUAGUUAUAUAUUUUGUUUUGAUUUUUACAUUCUCAUCAAAGAAGGUAUUAGAUUUGUAUCAAAUUUGACUCCCUU